UAGCAUUGUGCCAAAGUUUGUUAGGAUGGGGUUCUUGCAACGUGUGUUAGUGUUGGUUGUGAUUGUGGCUUUUGAUCUGAAGAGUGCAUUGGGAAGUUUGAAACACCGUCAAAGUCCAAGCAGCAGAAAGCCACAAUCAGCUUCAGCUUCAGCUUCAGCUUCCAGAGUUCCUGAUCUUUCUUCUCAAGGGUUCUUGAAUCCUUUCCAAAAGGCUUCUCAGCUUCCCAGUCUUGACUACAGAACAUUUGCGCAAGACCCUCUUGGUCUUCAGGAGAAGCAGCUGUUGCAGGGUCCAGUCAAGCCUUUGUCCUGGAAGUUUCCCGUUGUUCCAGAGGUGCAACGUGAGUUGGCGGUGAACUUCCAGUUGAGGAAACCUGUGACUCCCAGUAGUGUGGCUGUUCAAUGCAGUGAGGACUGGGUUCAUGUGGAGGUGAAGAAGGAUAUGUUCGGCAAUGGUCAGCUGAUCCAACCAUCUGGUUUGUCUAUGGGAGGCUGUGCUGUUGUUGGUGAGGACUCUGCCUCUGGGGUGCUCAUCCUUGAAUAUGCACUACAGGACUGCAAUAGUGUGCUGAUGAUGACUGCGGAUGAGCUAGUCUACACCUUUGCUCUUACCUACACCCCUGUGGCGUUUGCUGGCACGCCGAUUACCCGUACUGAGGGUGCAGUUGUUGGCGUUCAAUGCCACUAUCAAAGGCUCCAUAAUGUGAGCAGUAAUGCUUUGAGGCCAACUUGGGUUCCUUAUGCUUCAACGGAGGUUGCUGAAGACGUCUUGGUGUUCUCCAUGAACCUCAUGAUGGAUGACUGGGCCAAUCAGAGGCCUUCAAAUUUGUACUACUUGGGUGACAUUAUUAAUAUUGAAGCAUCUGUGAAGGUGUACAACCACGUCCCCCUGCGUGUGUUUGUGGACCGCUGUGUGGCCACCCAAGUACCUGAUGUGACUUCUGUUCCGAGAUAUUCCCUCAUUGAGAACCAUGGGUGCCUUGUGGAUGCCAAGGCUACGGCUUCCAGCUCCCACUUCUUGCCUCGGACCCAUGAAGACAAGAUCCGGUUCCAGCUGGAGGCUUUCAUGUUCCAGGGAGGAUCCAGUCCUUCUAUCUACAUAACGUGUACCGUGAAGGCCACUCUUGCUUCUGCACCCAGUGACGCUCUCCACAAAUCCUGUUCCUUUUCCAACGGAUAUGUUCAUGCUGCUUAAGAACACGAUGAAGCUGCCGCGUCUGAUUGUUGUUGUUGCAGGUGGCUUUCUGCUGAUGGGAACCACCAGGUUUGUGCUUGCUGUGACUCAACUUGUGGCCCUGAAGGGGGACGUGAUGCUCCUAUUGGGGUAGGUGUUCAGUGGGAAGGCAAGGCCUCCCUCGGUCCUGUAAUGGUUCAAGGGCGACAGAAGACUCUAGCUGGGCUUCAAUAAAUGGGGACAACCCUAUUGCGUCCAAUAAACCAAAAACCGUG
Molecule: messenger RNA, 1449 nt
Organism: Carassius auratus (goldfish)
Lineage: Eukaryota; Metazoa; Chordata; Actinopteri; Cypriniformes; Cyprinidae
Product: zona pellucida sperm-binding protein 3-like
Exons: 7
Coding region: 26-1195 (389 amino acids)
Biological process (GO): binding of sperm to zona pellucida; positive regulation of acrosome reaction; egg coat formation
Cellular component (GO): extracellular matrix
Molecular function (GO): acrosin binding
Source: RefSeq, a predicted model, not a curated record